Sitodiplosis mosellana (orange wheat blossom midge) is the source of this 1213-nucleotide messenger RNA. RefSeq lists its product as uncharacterized. Gene Ontology annotation, molecular function: protein binding. The transcript is spliced from 7 exons. The record is from RefSeq and is a predicted model, not a curated record. Gene Ontology annotation, biological process: intracellular signal transduction. Lineage: Eukaryota; Metazoa; Arthropoda; Insecta; Diptera; Cecidomyiidae. The coding region runs from base 86 to 871 and encodes 261 amino acids.
AUGAGAUUUUCCAAUGCGAACAGACAUUUGAGCGUUUAUAUCUCGGUGCCAUAUUUGGUUCAAAUGCUCCAUAUUUCAUCGCUGGAUGGAGAAGCGAUUUUCUAGAUCAGGUCACAAAUGCUUAGCCAACAGCUUAACUAAUGAUGCCUGUAUUUUUAGAAUCUUUGUCAUAAAAAUCGGACAUAUGAAGCAAAGAAAAGAGAAAAGAAUGAAAAACCAUCGGCAUUUUAUGCACUCAAUAAAAACGCUAACCAAACCAAUCGUAUUCACCUUUUUAGAUUCCUACCUGGAUGAAAAUAUUCGUGCGCUCGUUUUUUAUCUGGAACAUGCAAAGAAUUCUCGGCUGGAGUUUCCUGUUCAUCUGAAUAAAUACGAGGGCACCAAAGUUCUCAGAUUUAUUGAUGUGCCCAUCGACAGUUGCGGCAAGGCAAGCCCGAUGCGUGUUGCACUUCAAGCGUCCUCACCUGAUUUGUUAUUAACAUUACUUCGAUACGGUGCCAAUGUAAAUCCAAAGGAUGGUGGAAUGAUGCCAAUCGUUGCGAUACUGGAUAAGCUGGUUGGAUCGCCCGAAUGUACGCAAAUACAUGUGGAAACUUGUUUGAAAAUUUUACUGAAAACUGUACCCACCAUUGAAAUGCCAUACAAGCCAUUUACAUUCGAGCACCGAAAAGGGAUGUUCAUUCAAAAGUAUGAAGUGUUGUUCGAAAGAGGAUGCAUUAAACAGGAGCAAGUGUUUGGUGUAAUGGAUUUAAAACAUUUGUGCAGAUGCACGAUUCGUGAGAAUUUGCGAGCCAAUUAUCAAUUGCCAUCUGGAAUUAAUAUGUUAAAAGUGCCAAAAAGUUUAAAAUGUUACAUCGAUUUAAUGGAUUAACGGCGGCAAUGUGGUCCAAUUUCACAAAGUUUGUUCUGUUCCUGUCCCUGUGCGUAUACGUCUUGGAAAAUGGAGUGAAGAAAAACACUUUGUACCAGACAUCACCGGUCAUCCAAGUGAAACGAUUGAAGCAGAAAAGGGAAAUGAGAAAAUGGCAUCGGUCAGGUUGGACACACAGCUUGAACACAACAUUUCCCGCAGAGCCUACUUUUUUUACACACCAAACAAAAAAAAAACGAAAUAUAUACAUAUACACCGAGUGAAAAUAAUGAAAGAAAUGAAGAAAAUGGAAUGUUAUCAAAAGAAAUAUGCCUAUAUACACAUUUUACCGUGCUGAACAAA